This is a messenger RNA of Rhodamnia argentea, 744 nucleotides long. RefSeq lists its product as uncharacterized. The record is from RefSeq and is a predicted model, not a curated record. The coding region runs from base 5 to 583 and encodes 192 amino acids. Lineage: Eukaryota; Viridiplantae; Streptophyta; Magnoliopsida; Myrtales; Myrtaceae. The transcript is spliced from 2 exons.
AAUCAUGUCCGGGGGCAAUGUUAAAGUGCAAUAUGACAAGCUGGAGGAGGCAGUGCAGGUCCAUCAGAAGGCACUGGACGAUCUGGUGACCGUGAACUCGCUCUUCACCGCCGCCGUCUUCGUCGGCCUGGCAUUUGCGAACCCUGGAAAACAGAUCAUAGAGGGCGCCGAGCAGUGUGAAGCGGGAAAUCACGUGGCGAGGAGGCUGGUCAAGAACGAGGUGAUAUCGUUCGCCUGCUAUCUCUUGUCCAGCCUCGUGGCCAAAGCCCUCAAGACUCACCUCUUCACCUACCUCAUCGACCCGCCCCUCGCCGGGGACAUCAAGGACAAGUGGAGCAAGGUGCUGAGAGGGUCCUUGUUCGCUCUCUCCACAUCAGCCUCCAUCGUCGGCGGCGUGUUUCUCUUGAUUUCCAUGGUCGACAUGAUUCAGCUCCGGCUCGGCAAGAUCAUUUGCGGAGGCACCCAGGCGGUCCAUGCUUUCGGCGCCCUGGUCGCAGUCAACAUCCUCGCGCUGGUCAUCUACGUUCCCUUCGUGGGGGACACCAUCUAUAGAUCCACCAUGAUGUUCGACAACCUAACCUAAUAAAACGGGGCUCUUCCGAACCAUCGGCAGGUGCAAAGUUCCAAGUUUGUUGCUGUGUCUUUACUUACAUAACUAGCUGGGAGACGAGUGUUUGAAUAAAAGGGGCAGCUUUCUUUGCUUCCCGUGGUGGGUGUGAGUCCAAAAUAUGUUAUUUGUGUUCA